ACACGACAAACAAAGUUACCGCUACAUCCCCGUCUGUUCCGUGUGCGUACGGCUGCUUAAUGACAAUGUCGCAUUUAAAGUAAUAACGGUCAAUAUAAAGUGUGUCCGCCGCUCACUACGACGGCCGCUGCACAAAUAAUAAGUUUUCUUUGUGUGGCAGUAGUGAGCUGACGUCAGGUCGGUUUCCUUGAAGUGGAGCUGAAUAAACCUUGAGAAGAGUCUCCUUCAAUCUGCUGUUAGUAACUAACACACACACACACACACACACACGGGCGCACUCACACACACGAGACUCAAUUACUGCCCAAUUCCCUUCUUUAUCAUUCGUCCCCCGACCUCUCUUUCAUAACCAAAACCGACCAGGGGGGUGAAAAAAAAAAGAGUCGAGAAGAAGACCGAACCGAAGUGACAGUUGAACUAAAAAAAAGCCCACGUUGGAAAUAAGUAAAGUGUCGAAAACUAAAAACAAGGUGUUACAGCAGUUAUGUCAAAGAGCUGAAGACAUCUCUUACAAUAUGGAGUCUGGAGAGCGGCUGGCCUCCCCUGCGCCCACCCUGUCUGCUGCUCGCACCUCCUCCCCUGCGGCCUCUUCCUCCUCCUCCUCCUCUUCGUCCUCUUCACCAUCCCCUGCUCCCCACUCUAAGAGCAGCCUGGCCCCGAGCCCCUCAGCACUGGGAUCCACCCUCAGCACCUCUGGCCGUCUGUUUGGGGCAGCAGGAGAGCAGCCCUUUAUUGGCUCAACAUUGUCAAGUGCCUUCCCUCUGGUCAACCACCCAGCCUUCGGAGCCAUCUACACUGCCGGAGCAGGCAGGCCCGAGUUUGGAGGCCUGGGUUCCCUGGGCAUGUCAGCUGCUCUGGCUGCCCACCCCCAGCUAGGAGCUCUCUCUGAGUGGUGGCGAGCUGCUGAAGCCCACGGACGGGGAGCUGCUGCCUUUCUCCCCUCUUUCAUCAGCUUCCCUCCCUUCUUCAGCCCUCACAUUCAGCCCAACCACAGCGCCAGUCCCGUUCAGAUCAGGAUGCCCAGCAAGAACAGCCAUGCCCCACCUAAAGGGGUGAAUGGGGCAGUAAACGGCAGCGGGGUCUGUCCUCCCACCACACAAUCAGGGAUCUUUUCUGCCAGUCCGGCUCCUGUCCACGCAUCAACUAAGCCCACCAAAAAUUUAGAUCCUUCUAACAGUCACCGUAGCAGCCCUCAGAGCAAUCCAGCAGAGUUGGUGGACAAGCCCAUCCACAAAACUAAAGAGAAGAAGCAACGGAAGAAGCCAGCAGACACUUGUGUGGCAAGCAACAGUGAGUCAGGCACUUCCUCGGACAGCUCAAGUGACGGCUCCCUCAGCAGUGAUCUGGAAGACCUGGCAGAGGAUGACGAAGACGACGAUGAUGACGACGAGGAUGACGAAGAGGAGGACAAGCAGAGUGAAUUAUCAGACUCUGAGAAGCGGACAAAGAAGAAAACAAAGGUUUUGAUACCAAACACUGGAACUACAAAGGCUAACAGACCACUCUCUGGGGAACCCCAUGACAAGAAAGACACCAAGUCCCACAAGGUCUCCUCCAACCCCCCAAACCUUGUGCCCUUCCCCUGCUCUGCCUCCCCUCCUGCCUUGUCCCAAACCUCGCCGCUGGCCCUGCACAGCUCCAGGUCCCGGACAGAGGGGCCACAGCAGCACUUCAGUGUGAUCCAGUCCACAGGCCUGGCUGCCAACUCAAAGCCCCUGGCACUCCUCUCUCAGCCCCGCCGGGAGUUCUCACCGUCUUCCUCCCCCAUAGCCCUCACCACAUCUCCAAAGGCCCGCUCCAGCAAUGCCUCUCCCAAACCUCCCAAACUGCUGCCCUCCUCCUCCCCCCAGCACCUGCCCCUCUCCCUCUGCUCCUCCCCUAAGCCUCUCUCUGUGCCCUCUCCACCCCGCUCGACUCUCCCGCUGCCUACCUCCCCAAAACCCUUUGGUUCGACCUCAUCUGUGAGAAGCUCCCAGAAGUCCUCUCUGAAGCCACCUAGGCGCGCUGUUCCUGGCUCUGCCAAAUCCAACAAAAGGAAACAGCUGGAAGCUUCUCUUGCGCAGAUCAGUGAGUUCAGGCUUAAACAGACUCUAAUGUCCCAAGGGCAGACAUUCCCAGCUGAGCUAAAGAAGCAGCAGCAAGGUCCAAACAAGUCUCCCAAGAGGACGUCUCUGUCUUCAUCGCCGCUGCCACCCGCUCCGCCUCCUCCACCCCAGAACAAUCACUCCAACCUCUUCCUCUCGAGUGCCCUGCUGGGGCUCCCCGAACCCCAUCACCCCAAUGGAGUCAUCCAAAGCAUCACUCAGGACGCACCUUUGGCCCUCAUCACCAAACCUCGCAAGGACUCUGCCUCUCAAGGCAAGUCCCCUCAGUGCGACUCCGAUGCGGGGUCGAUGCCUGUCAAUCUGAGCACAGGGGCGAGCAGGACCCAAGCAACUGCCCAGGCUGGGCCUCAGUCACAGCCCUCCACUACCUCACCCCAUGCCACAGGCCAUGGAUCUAGAAAGAACAAGACCCCCAAGGGUAAGGCACAGACACCAGGGCUGGGACCGGGACAGGGACAGGGACAGGGACAGGGACAGGGUCAGGGACAGGGACAGAUACAGGGUCAGGCAGACCCUUUAGCUGCCUGGAAAGGCUUCUCUCAGAACCAUCUGGUACAAUCUCUAGUAGAUUUGUUUCGUGGAGGAGAGCCCGGGAUCGGGAUUCCUGGAGUGAGUAUCCCUGGAGUGGGAAUUCCCGGAAUGGGGAUCCCUGGGACAUGUAACCCCACAGCCGGUCUCCCGGCUAACAAGGAAUCUGACGACUCGGGGGAUGACGAUGAUGAUGAGGAUGACGACCUUGAGGAGGAGGAGGAGGAGGAUGAAGAGGACUCAGAUGAUAGUCUGUCAGAGUCUGACAGCAACUCAGACAGUGAUGUCUCCGGGAAGAAAGUGAAGGAGUUAAAGCUGCUGCCGUCUGGGACAUCCAAAAAGGAGAUGACUCCUCGCAGGCUAACCAAAGGCCCAGAACUACUGAACACCUCAACCAAUCACACCGCCACCAGCUGCUCCCCUCUCAACCUACAGGUCAUCAAGACUCCCACCAUUGUCACCAGCUCCAGUGCCUUGGCCUAUCACAGCUCCCCAGGCUCUUCCUCCUACAGCCUAGCCUCUCCAUUAGGCUUAGGGAAGAGGAAGAGGGUGAUGGAUGAGAAAGAGUUGAUGAUACCUCUGGAGUUGGGGUGGCGGAGAGAAACCAGAAUCAAAUCAGUGGCUGGGCGGUCACAGGGCGAGGUGGCGUACUACGCCCCCUGUGGCAAGAAACUAAGACAGUACCCAGAUGUGAUGAAGUAUCUAUCCAGAAAUGGAAUAAGUGGCAUCACGCGCGAUAAUUUUAGCUUCAGUGCAAAGAUAAGGGUUGGUGACUUCUAUGAAGCCAGAGAAGGACCCCAGGGUUUACAGUGGAGCCUGUUGAAGGAAGAGGAGGUAAUUCCACACAUUUUGGCGAUGGAAGGUCGUCGGGGUCGUCCCUCUAGUUCAGACCGCCAGUCAGCGGGUGAAGGUGGCAAAGGCUCCCGCCGGAGGAAGGGCCGGCCCCCUAAUGUGGGCGAUCCGCUGGUGCCCGAGGGCCCCAGUCCCAGUGAGGUCAAACUCCUGCGCAAACUAGAGGCUCAAGAAAUAGCCCGACAGGCCACCCAGAUGAAACUGAUGAGAAAACUGGAAAAGCAGGCACUGGCGCGUGCAGCCAAAGAAGCUCGGAAACAGCAAGCUAUCAUGGCAGCGGAGGAGAGGCGGAAGCAGAAAGAGCAGAUCAAGAUCCUCAAGCAGCAGGAAAAGAUCAAGCGUAUUCAGCAGAUUCGGAUGGAGAAGGAAGUCAGGGCGCAGCAAAUUUUGGAGGCCAAACGGAAAAAGAAGGAAGAAGUGGCCAAUGCCAAAAUAAUGGAGGCUGAAAAGCGGAUAAAGGAGAAAGAGUUGAGGAGGCAGCAGGCGGAGAUCCUCAAACACCAGGAGUUGGAGAGGCAUAGACUAGAUAUGGUAUGGGAGAGGGAGAGGAGGAGGCAACAUGUAAUGCUGAUGAAGGCGGUUGAGGCUCGCAAGAAAGCAGAGGAGCGUGAGCGCUUGCGGCAGGAGAAAAGGGAUGAGAAGCGCCUGAAUAAAGAGCGUAAACUGGAGCAACGGAGGAUAGAGCUGGAGAUAGCCAGGGAGCUGAAGAAGCCAAAUGAAGACAUGUGUCUGUCUGAUCACAAGCCUCUCCCUGAGUUCUCCCGGAUUCCUGGACUCAUCCUGCCAGGACGCGCUGUGUCCGACUGCCUGAUGCUGAUGCAGUUCCUGCGAGGCUUCGGGAAGGUGUUGGGCCUUGAUUUGAAUUUGGAUGUGCCCACCCUGGGCAUGCUGCAGGAGGGCUUGCUCAAUGUGGGGGACAGCAUGGGCCAAGUCCAGGACCUUCUGGUCAAACUGCUUUCUUUGGCAGUGUGUGAUCCCGGUUUGCCACCUGGACAAAGGACUAAAACCAUGCUGGGGGACCACCUGACCAAUGUUGGAAUCAACAGGGAUAAUGUGUCUGAGGUGCUACAGAUGUACAUGGGAGCCCAUUGUGCCAAUACAGAGCUGGCCCCUCUGGCCCUCAGUCUGAAGACCAAGGCCUUCCAGGCCCACACGCCUUCCCAGAAGGCCUCAAUCCUGGGCUUCCUGGCUAAUGAGCUGGCCUGCAGCAGAGCUGUUAUCAGUGAGAUUGACAAGAGCCUGGAUCAGAUGGCAAACAUGAGAAAGGACAAGAUCAUUAUGGAGGGAAAACUGAAGAAGCUGAGGACCAUUCAUGCCAAACGCACCGGGAGGAGGGAAGCCAGCAUGGGUGUUGAAGAGAACCAGUCCAUCGGCACUCCGUCCUCUGCCGCCAAACGCAAGAGGAAACUGGGCGGAGACAGCGACGAUGACGAUGAAGAGGAUGACGACAGCGAUGACCAGGCAGAGGACGAGGACGAUGAGGAGGAAGAAGAAAUAAAGAAGGUUAAAAAGGUGGAGACAUAUGAUGAGGAUGAAGUUGACCAAGCCACCAGUCUGGAGGAGCUGGAGAAGCAGAUAGAGAAAUUAGCCAAGCAACAUCAUCAGACCAGAAGAAAGCUGUUUGAAAUAUCCCAUUCUCUGCGCUCCAUGAUGUACGGCCAGGACCGUUACCGCCGCCGGUACUGGGUACUUCCCCACUGUGGAGGGGUCUUCAUUGAAGCCAUGGAGAGUGGAGAAGCUCCAGAGGAACUGGAGGAGGAGCGACAGAGGAGGAGGAGAGUGGCAGAGGAGGUCAAGGUGAAGGAGGAACCUCAGGAGAUCGAGUUGCAGAAGGAGAAACCCACCAACCUCGAUGGGCAGAGCAUUCGAAUGCGAGGCUUUGAGGACGAGAAAGAGGAGGACAAAGAGCACGAGGGGAAGAAAAACGCCCUCUUUUACCAGCAGCCAGGCUGUGGAACCAAACUGUGCACAUUCCGCGACGUCAACAAGGACGUCGGCAAAGAAACGACGAUGGCAGAGGACAAGGAGAGUCCCCACGUGAGACAAAACGGCACCAGCCCCUUGGGCACUCCUGUUGCCACAACCACAGGAACAUCAUCCUCCCCCACUCGCAAUACCUCUGAGCCAGCAGUAGCAACAACCCCCUCCAUGGUGACCACUAAUGACACUACAAGCAUCCCUCCCCCGGCCUCAACCUCUUUAUCUGUCCCGUGCCUGCCAGCCCCACGGGAAAGCCCAGGGAACACUCCUCCGACCUCCUCCCCGGCUCCAUCCCCGUACCUCUCAUUCCAAGCCAACGACCAGCUGCUCAGAGUCCUGACGGAGAGGAGCGGACACUGGUUCAGUCUGCUCCCUCGCAACCCCUGUGACCUCACUUCCAUCACCACGCCUCCUCCAGGAGCGCCUCGUGUGUCUCCCCAGGCGUCCUCCACCCCAGCCAGGCCCAGAUCCCCACCUCAGUCCCCUGCCCUGCCUCUCACCCCUUCUGCUGCCUCAGCGUCCGCCAGCCCGCAUCACCCAGCUGGCCUCCUCAACUACCCACUAUCAGCCCUGCAGGUGAAGUCAGGGGCCUCAUUGCAAGGAGUUUCUUUCGGAAGCUGGCCCUGUGGCUUGAUAAGUCCCAGCCUGCCUCUGUGCAGCAGCCCCAAUCCCAUGCUAGGUCACUCUCUGGAGGGCAACACAGCAGCAAGUGUCUCCAGCAAGAGUGAAUCACCUUUGCCUUGCAUCGAGAAAACCUCAUCCAUGCCCUCUCCUGCCCUGGAGAUGCCCAAAUCCCUGGACCACGCCGCACCUCGGCCUAUUCCAGAGGAGAUGCUGACAGGGUGGUGGCGGGUGUCUGACAUCGUGGAGCUGAGGGCUUUAGUCGGUUCUCUUCACAGCCGGGGCAUGAGAGAGAAAGGCCUCCAGAGGCAAAUGCAGAAAUACACAGAGAUCAUCCCCCAGGUUUGCACCAAACACAAAGACGUGGCCAUGAUUGAGCUGCGUGAGCUGGAGGAAAGCCAGGUCAGUGUGGAGUCCGUGCGGGGCUGGUGUGUCGAGGAGCAGGCCAUGGAGAUGGACAUUGCCGUGCUGCAGCAGGUAGAGGAGCUGGAGAGGAAGGUCACCGCCGCCAGCCUGCAGGUCAAGAGGCCUGAUGUCCUCUCCCAGGGCUGGACAUUUCCAGACCCUCAAUCUGAGCGAGAGGACCUGGUGUAUUACGAGCACAAGCCCCCCACCAAAUCAACGCCAGGGACCGCCAACGCCGGAGACAAGGACUCCAAGGAGCACCCGGAGGAGCGGGGGGAGAAGGGCGGGGUGAUGCGUCACCUGGACAACCCGCUGGACAUAGCAGUGACACGUCUGGCCGAUCUGGAGCGCAACAUCGAGAGAAGGUACCUGAGGAGCCCCUUAGGUACCACCAUUCAGAUCAGGCUGGAUAAUGUGGGUACGGUCACUGUCCCUGCUCCUGCCCCAUCCACUAGUGCUGACAGGGAAGGCAGCGAGGAGGAGGUGGCCCAUGGUAUGAAGGUGUGGAGGAGGGCUCUGACUGAAGUGCGUAGCGCUGCCCAGUUGGCCAUGUGUAUCCAGCAACUACAGAAGUCCAUCGCCUGGGAGAGGUCCAUCAUGAAAGUGUACUGUCAGAUGUGCAGGAAGGGAGAUAACGAGGACCUCCUCCUGCUGUGUGACGGCUGUGACAAAGGCUGCCACACUUACUGUCACAAACCCAAGAUCACCAGUAUCCCAGAGGGAGACUGGUACUGCCCGGCCUGCAUUUCCAAGGCAAGUGGCCCUUCUCCCAAAAACAAAAAACCUCCAAGCAAACCAGUAGCAUCCAGCGGAGGAGGUGCUAAAAAAGGUGGAGAGGGGAAGAAGAACGGGAAGCAGGCAGGUAACGGAGAAGUCACGGAGGACGACCCGGCCAGCGCCAGCAGCACGCCCAAGAAAGGAGCAAAAGACACCAGCAGGAAGAGGAAACCAGAUGAGAGCUCACCUGCUCUGCCAGCAGCCAAUCAGGAGAGCCCUGUGUGUGUCAAGAGAGCCAAGACGGCUAGAGACAACAACAGGGACCUGGGAUUAUGCAGGGUGCUCCUUGCUGAGUUGGAGCGGCAUCAGGAUGCAUGGCCUUUUCUCACACCCGUCAACCUGAAAUCAGUCCCCGGCUACAGGAAGGUCAUCAAGAAACCGAUGGACUUCUCCACCAUACGUGAGAAGCUUGUGAGCAGCCAGUAUCAAAACCUUGAGACCUUUAUCAUUGAUGUCAACUUGGUCUUUGAUAACUGCGAGAAAUUCAAUGAAGACAAUUCAGACAUUGGUCGAGCUGGUCAUAACAUGAGGAAGUUCUUUGAGAAGCGCUGGACUGAGCUUCUGAAACAAACAAACUAAAGGUCUGUUCAGAUUCUCUCCAUAAAACCCAUUCAACUUUUCAUACCGGAGCACCAGGUUUUACUUUUGUUUUUAUUUUCUGAUGGAGAAUGUGGCUUUGCAGGAUGGAAGAAGUCAAAUCUUUAAUAAGGAACUCAUGGUGUGCAUAAGAUGAGAUGUCACCUUGGGGAAAAAAAAUAAAAUAAAGUCGUUACAUGAGGUGCGCUGGAUUUUAUUACAACAGGGAUAAAAGCCCCAAAGAGUCCCAGAGAAAUGGGGUGUCGUAGUGCAAUACCAUUCCCUGUCUCAGAACACUGCACUGAAUUAAUCCUCAACUAUCACUGAUGUGUCUGCGCUAGAAGACUUUCCACUACUUGUAAAUAGUCUUUUGUUAUUUAAUCGUAUUAUAGUGAAUGUAUUUAAUUUUGUAAUAAUUAUUUAUGAAUCAAGGUCCACUUCAUUUUCUAUGAAAAGGAAGAAUCAGCUGAACUGCUUUGAAUUAAAAAAAGGAAUGUGUCUUUGUGUUAUAAUUUUUUUUCCCAAAUAUCAAACAAAGCCAAGAAAAAAGAAACUGUUUACACUGUUCAGUGCUUUGGGGCAUCAGAGGACUGUAUUCAUUUGUUCAAACUGUAAAACUGCAUUUAUUUACAGGAACAGCAGAGGGACAGAUAGACAAUGGUGAUUCAUGUGUAUAUACUGUUUAUUAAUGUCAAUAUUAUGUCUUGUUUGGAACGAUGUGUAAAAAUUGUUUAAGAAUAUUAAGAUAUUGUUUAUGCCUUAGAAUGAUUGUAGCAUUCUAUUUUAGUGAACGUGAUGAAAACAUUAUCAUAAAUAUUGUUUGUACAGUAUAUACAUAUCCUCUGCAAACACUGUGGUAUCCUUAAUCUUGGUAGUGCCUACCCUUCCAACAGGGGCAUGUAGGGGAUGUUAUUGUUUUUAGUUUUCAUUCUUAUGACAUCAGUUUUUUUUUUAUUAUGAUUUCAAUCCAACAAGGCCUCCAAAGUUGGACAGUGACAUAGAAAUCAUUCCUCACCAUAGCACCACCAUAAAAAAAAGGAACAACAAGCAUUCAGUUAUGCUUCCAUGAUGCAUUUCCUCGUAAUCUGCCACAAUACAGAGGACCUAAGGCCAUUUGUAACCACUGUGUUGAACCUUGCUGUGUGUUGUGGCCUGAUGGAGGCAGCUAGAUUUUUUUGUACCCAAGUCAAGAGUACUUGAAGUUACUUUAUUUAAGAUAUUGUGGAAUAAAAGUAUCAUUCUUUUGUAGGAGCUUUAUUUUUCACUAGUGUGUGGCACGGACCUAUUAAAAGGAUGUUUUUCAACGUAAA
Messenger RNA from Anoplopoma fimbria (sablefish), 9154 nucleotides. It is a transcript of the gene baz2ba, whose product is annotated as bromodomain adjacent to zinc finger domain, 2Ba. Lineage: Eukaryota; Metazoa; Chordata; Actinopteri; Perciformes; Anoplopomatidae. The transcript has 38 exons. The record is from RefSeq and is a predicted model, not a curated record. The coding region runs from base 516 to 7847 and encodes 2443 amino acids. Gene Ontology annotation, molecular function: protein binding; DNA binding.